Grosmannia clavigera kw1407 is the source of this 2214-nucleotide messenger RNA. RefSeq lists its product as uncharacterized. Bases 1 to 2214 code for a protein of 737 amino acids. NCBI's taxonomy places the organism in Eukaryota, Fungi, Ascomycota, Sordariomycetes, Ophiostomatales, Ophiostomataceae. The transcript is spliced from 3 exons. The record is from RefSeq and is a predicted model, not a curated record.
AUGCAAUUUUUGGAAUCCGCAACGGCAUCGACGAGCAACGAAGAGGGCGAAUCCUGGUUACUACAAAGUACAGAGUAUACCUUCUCGACCGGCCGCGCUCGUUUCCGCUCCGCACGACCUCUCGCCGCCGCCCUGUCCACCAUGGCCGACAUGCCCGUGCAGUCUGGUCCUCCGGUCGGCUCCACCGUCGAUGCCACUGCUCCUGCUGACUUCAUAGCCGCCAUCACACCACUCUCCGCCCGCUGUCUGUCACUGGACCAGCCUAGUGCACGGGCCCCAGAAUCCACGCCAACAUCCGUUCCAGCACCAGUCCAGAACCUGCAUCUCCACCCCGCAGAAGCACUAGUGCCGCUUCGUUCUGAUCCUGAUCCACUCCUUUGCCCGGCAGUAGAGACACCAGCACCAGCAACAGCAGCAUCGCCAACACCAAUAAAAGAGUCACCGCCCCCAAUCGUCUCGACCGCUGCCGACCCUCCCUCCCACCACAGCCAUCCGCAGCCUGCCGCUGAACCCAUUCCCAAAAUGAUUUUUUCCGACCUCUACAAGUCACCGAGGUCGCCCUUUUCCAAGCUGCUUCAAACCACGUCCCAUUCGAGCGAUUCGGACCAGCAGCUGUCCCCGACCACAUCCCAUCCUCACCUCACCGGCGCUGCCCUGGCUGCCCAGCUCGACUAUGGCGACGCCGAUCUCGUCAGCCCGAACAAGGCCAAGCAGAAAGAUGCCGUGCGUCGCUUCCUGAUGGCCAACAUCCGCAACGACUGGUCCUUUGACUGGCCUUCACAGACGACAGCCACGGCUGCUGCCGAGGCUGCGCGUGCACGUGAGCUCGAGGCCGCCCAGCAGACAGAGGAGUCGUCUGCCGAGCCUCUCGAACCGCCAUCGCCGCCAUCGCCCGUCGUCUCGGUGCCCCUGGCUGCUAUCACGGCGAGCAUGAACAGCGCGUCCUUUGACUCGGACUCGGACCUGGACGCGGCCGACGACUCUGACUGCGCGUCUGUCUACAGCACCGUCUCGGAGGAUCCGCUGCACCUGCAGCCACGGGCCGACGACGGGCGAAGCAUCAGCCACACCGGCUCGCUCUUCCGCUUCGACUCGCCCGACUCGGUCGGCAUGGUGGUGCAGGCAUCGGUCGUGGCCCGCCGCGCCAAGAUGCGUCGCAGCCUGCGGUCUGAGAUGGCCUGGAACAGCGGCCUGGCCUGCUUCACGGCGCGUCGCGAUGCCUGGACCGGUGCCCACACGGUGCGCAUCAAGUCGCGGGUCGUGGCAACCGCCGCAGCCUCGACGUCGCCGCGCCGCCUGUUCCGCUUCCACUCGCACGCCAAGUCCGAGCCAGCGCCGGCCGUGACGACGAUGCCGCUCUCGCCGAUGACGUCCAACUCGCAGCACUCGCAGAAGUCGCAGCAGUCGGCCGGUCUCGGCCUCGGCCUCGGUGCAGACACGGUGGAGACGUCUCCGGUGACGUCGGACGGCGGUGUCGGUGUGGGUGGCAGUAGCAUGUGGCCGCUCAGCCAGGUGCCGACGCAGGCGACGACGAGCGGACAGUCGCGGCGGUCCACGAAACGGCACCGCCACCAGCACCAGCACCGGCAGAGCCAGCAAGACUGCGUUGUCGAGACGAUGCUGCCGCUGGCGCGGCCGCUGUUGCCGGCGGCCAACCCGAUGCGUGCAUCGAUCACGCCGAACCUCUACCUCAGCCUGUACGACAAGGUCGUGCUGAGCUCGCUGCAGCCGUCGUGUCCGAUCAACCUGGGCGACGCCGUGCGGGCCUGCGUGGCCGGCUGGAAGCGCGACGGCGAGUGGCCACCACGCAUGGCCGAGCCGGCGCUGUCGCCCUCGGCGGUCGCAGCAGCCGCUGCUGUGGCGGCUGCUGCCCGCAAGAGACAGCGCCGUGAAGAGGCCGCCGCCCGCAAGAUACGCGAUAAGGAGCGCCGCCACAGCAGCAGCCUGUCGUCGCCUGGGUUCGGCCGCCGCAUGAGCCAUCUGCUCAGCGGCGGCGGCCGGCCCGCCGCUGCCAGCCUCACGACCAACACGGCAGCCGCCAACAGCACCCACAACGCACACGGCGACGCGGCACCUCCGCCCGCCUCGCCCUCCUCCGACCCCAACGCGGACGACAGCGCCGGUCGCAGCAUCCGGCGCAGCCUGCAGCGCGUGCUCGGCCUGCACCCUCACCAGCACGCAGCAACAGGCGACACGGCCACGGCCAAGGACUGA